AUGGCGGACUUCCCGAUCUCACUAGACAAGGCGAAAUACUUCUUGCAGUCCCAGUAUCAUGACGAGGAAAAGUGGGCCCUUAACAUGAAAUUGCUGCGUGCUGCAGGUCUGUUUGCAGGAUCAAUUCUUCUAAUGCGGAGUUACGGUGAUCUGAUGGCCAUAUGA
Prunus armeniaca (apricot) is the source of this 165-nucleotide messenger RNA. NCBI's taxonomy places the organism in Eukaryota, Viridiplantae, Streptophyta, Magnoliopsida, Rosales, Rosaceae. The record is from the annotation of a GenBank genome assembly.